This is a messenger RNA of Botrytis cinerea B05.10, 3275 nucleotides long. RefSeq names its product Bcrad30 (gene Bcrad30). The transcript has 2 exons. The record is from RefSeq and is a predicted model, not a curated record. The coding region runs from base 607 to 2412 and encodes 601 amino acids. Gene Ontology annotation, biological process: error-prone translesion synthesis; response to radiation. Gene Ontology annotation, cellular component: nucleus; site of double-strand break; replication fork. Gene Ontology annotation, molecular function: DNA-directed DNA polymerase activity; damaged DNA binding. NCBI's taxonomy places the organism in Eukaryota, Fungi, Ascomycota, Leotiomycetes, Helotiales, Sclerotiniaceae.
GAAAAUGGAAAAUACACGUUAACGCGUCCACCAGGUCUAUACCAUUCAUCAACCUCUUCAAUCAACGGUUGAACUGGAUGCUGGAUUGCUCCAACAACAAGUACUUUUAUCCAAAGGUAAGACUGGAAGCUAUUUCACUAUCUAUCCUGGUGGCAGACGUGUGAGAUUACCAACAAAUACCCUUCAUUCCACUCUAAUGUUCAACUCUCGAUUCGACCAUUUCAAAAUGAGAGGAACACUACGCAAUUGCUUUACGACAUCAAGUCUAAUUUCUCAGGCUCAGAAUAUCUUUCCAGUGCUUCAAUGGUCGCAUAUACAAAUUAUGGCCACGGAAUAGCGAAUCUACUACGUCAAAAUCAUAUCUCUCGAGCGAAACCCCAGAGUCAUGUCUUCCCCGCAACCUUUUAUGCAAUCGUCCCCUCUUCAGGCCUCGCCGUCGCGUCGCAAGAAGAGUCGGUUUACGUAUAGACACCUCGCACAGUUGGCUCUUUCUGCUACGUCAUGCCCUCUGAGGGUGAUCGCGCAUCUCGACCUUGACGCAUUCUAUGCGCAGGUUGAGAUGGUAAGAUUAGGAAUUGAGGAGGACAAGCCAUUAGCUGUGCAACAAUGGUGAGGAUUCUUCCUCAAUGGCAAGGUCUCAUAGCUAUCAAUUAUCCAGCCAGGGCAUUUGGUCUCAACCGUCAUAUAACUAUUACAGAAGCGAAGAAGCUAUGUCCAGAUCUCAUAUGUCAACAUGUUGCAACUUGGCGCGAAGGCGACGAAAAAUGGGCUUAUCACAACGAUGCUUUUAAGAAUAUUGCUACACAUAAAGUCUCUCUCGAUCCUUACAGACUCGAAUCAAAACGGAUAUUGGCGUGUAUAAAAGAUUGUCUACCAAAACAUUUGCAGAGAGUUGAGAAAGCUAGUGUAGAUGAGGUUUUCAUGGAUCUAUCUGCCCAAAUCCAUGCGACGCUUUUGGAGAGAUAUCCUGAGUUGAAGGGUCCUGCUCCUUAUGAUGAUUUGACAGAACAACUGCCGCUACCCCCCACGACUUUUCUCGACUGGAAAGCCGAUGCACUCGUGGAUCUAGAUAAGAAUGAAGCGGAAACUGAUGACCCUGAUUGGGAUGAUAUAGCAAUGCUGAUUGGUUCUGAAAUCGUACGCACAGUUCGGGCCGCAAUACGUGAGAAACUCAAAUAUACUUGUUCGGCCGGCGUUGCCCAAAACAAAAUGCUUUCUAAAUUGGGUUCCGCGCAUAAGAAGCCAAAUCAACAAACGGUUAUCCGGAAUCGGGCAAUUCAGCAAUUUUUAUCAGGCUUCAAGUUUACUAAAAUUAGAAAUUUGGGAGGCAAGACAGGUGAGGAAGUGGUCAAGCUAUUUAAUACAGAUAUGGUCAAUGAUCUGUUGCUUGUUCCCGUGGAGCAAUUGAAGCAAAAAUUAGGAGAAGAGACUGGGACGUGGGUCUACAACGUCAUUCGUGGAAUUGAUGUCAGUGAUGUCAAUUCACGAACUCAGAUAAAGUCGAUGUUAUCUGCAAAAUCGUUUCGACCUAGCAUUAACACACCCGAACAGGCUAACAGAUGGCUCCGCAUUUUUGCGGCGGAUAUACAAUCCCGAUUAGUGGAGGAGGGGGUUCUAGAGAACAAGAGAAGGCCCAAGACGAUCAAUUUGCACCAUAGACAUGGAGCCCAAAGCAAAUCUCGACAAGCGCCUAUUCCGCAAGGAAAGCAGAUGGAUGAAAUACUCCUUUUUGAACUUGCCAAGACACUUCUGAAUCAAAUCAUGCUUGAUGGGAGGGUUUGGCCUUGUUCUAAUUUGAGUUUAAGUGUCGGCGGGUUUGAGGAUGGAGUGCCCACUGGUAACAUGGGUAUCGGGGCGUUUUUGGUCAAAGGUGAUGUAGCCAGGGCUCUAAACAAUCCAGCUCCGCGAGCCCCGAACGUAUCUGCGGAGAGACCUGAAAAGAGACGCCGUGUACUUGAUGCAGGAAUCCAGAAAUUCUUCGUCAAAACAGAUAGCGUCGAAGAGCACGAUGAUGAUUUUGGCGGUGAGCAGAGUUUAGCCGGGCCAGGCAUCGUAUAUGAGGAAAAGGGGCAUUCGCUUCCCAAAAUGGAUUUCAAGGCUGCACGUUUACCACAAGAGAAUGAGGCGGCCAGAAGCCCAGAAAUACCAGCCAAUCCCUCUGCCCCAAAACAAUCACAAAUUACGGAAUUUCUAUGCACCCGUUGCAAUCAGGCGCUGGAUUGUGCAGAGGCAUUUCAGAGUCAUCAAGAUUGGCAUUUCGCUAAAGAUCUUCAUGAUGAGGAUCGUUCAAGGCGUACACCGCCAGCUCCUACUCCUUCCUCCGCCAGCAAAAGGGGUGUGGCAUCGAAGAAACGAGGCAACGGACGUGGUAGCCGACCAGAAAAGGGUCAAAGCAAGUUGACAUUUGGAUAAUGAAAAACAGAUGAAACAACUCUCUCCGACAGCAUUUUCACCAUAUCCUGAAGUGCCACACGAUACCUUUGACUUGUAGGUGAAUGCGCCGAGAUUUUACCACUCGUGCUGAUGGACAGAGCCCUAUGGUUCCUUCCAGAGGGCGGCCAAUUCAUGCUCGAACUAUGCUCCGGUAUACUGUGCAACUGGAACCAUGUGCUCACCGGGAUCGCACAUGUUGGAUGCAACGUGAUGUCCGGAUGUACAAGCACGAUUUUGCGGUAUGAGCUCCAUUGGACAACGAAUUCGUAGAAUGUGAUCUUUCUGAAGCUACGAGUAAUGCAAUAACGACCAUUACUGCGAUAGUAUUCCUUCUAGAGGUUCAGCUGGAGCCGGCCACCCGGCCAUAGUAUGGCCUCACAAAUGAUAAGCAGGUUUGCCAUGGAUCCAGGCUGUCAGAUUUUACAAGCAACACUCGUACUUGGAUCUUCAGGACGGUCAUGCGCAAUAUUGGAGGCAUCAAGAACAAUAGAUAAUGUCUCACCCACACAAAGCACGCCUAUCUGGAUGAGAUGAGAGACAUGCCGUUAGCCCUACCAAAUUUGAGUCGUUCGUCUCUCGUCAGAUAUCCUGAUCGGCAGAGUACAUCAUCAACUACUGUACAUAUACAGUAAGACGCAAAGAGAUCCAGAGCCUCGUGGUGGUGAGAGGAAGUAAAAGAAUAAAAAUUAUCGGAUUAUCGGUCGGCCUGUAGUGACUCUAGACAAUCUACAAACGCCAGUCGCAUGGAUUUGUUGUCAAUGUGCCUUAAAUUAAUCCAUGUAUAAAAGUAUCAUGAUGGCUUCUCGAAAGACAAAUGAAAAUUAACUCUGAACGAUUGUGAA